AUGUAUGUUGCAAGAGAUUUAGGGGGAAGUGACUGAAGGGAGACGAAAAGCUUAAGCAAGGUCAGCCCCUGGAACAGUCAGGCAAGCAAAGCAUACCUGACAGAGAGAAAAAGAAAAACAGGCUGCAGCUUUUGCAAAAAGGGCUAGGCCCUUUGGAAGCAUUGUAAUGACUUUCCAGAUGCUGGGCUAUACUGUUUUGUUCCUGCUAUGGGUAUGCUGCACUGCACAGAAUGAUGACUGUGGACCACCCCCUAGAAGAAAUAAUGAAGAGCUUGCCGAGCUUUCAGUCAAACAGUCCUAUUCACAUGGUGAAAUUGUACAAUACAACUGCCGUCCUGGGUACAUAAAACUUGGACGAAUUAAAGUACGAUGUAACAAUGGAAACUGGGAUCCAGUCCCGCCACGUGUGGAAUGCCAAAAAAGGCCUUGUGGACAUCCUGGAGAUAUCCAGUUUGGUUCUUUUGAACUCGUUAGAGGAGAUGAAUUUGUCUUUGGUGUUCGUGUGGAAUACAAGUGUGAUCCAGGAUACCAGAUGCUCAGCCAGACAAAUUACCGAGAUUGUCGAGCAGAUGGGUGGAGCAAUGAUGUCCCACACUGUGAAGUAAAGAAGUGUUUCCCAGUAACGCCACCAGAAAAUGGGAGGAUUGUUAUGAGUGGAAUACAUUCGUUGGACCAAGAAUUUAUGUUUGGACAGGCUGUACGAUUUGAAUGCAAUGCAAAAUUCAAAAUUGUGGGAUCCAAACAAAUUGUUUGUGCAGAUGCGGGACAAUGGCAUCCAGGUGUACCAACAUGUGAAGAAAUAAUCUGCGAAUCAGGAAAUAUUGUUCAUGGUUAUAUAACUUCAUUAAAGGACAUUUAUAAAGAAGGUGAUGAAUUACAGUUUAGCUGUCACAAUGGAUAUAAACCCAUUGACAGAUCUGUUGCAGUAUGUAGUGAGAAUGGAUGGAGUACAAGGCUCGAGUGUACAGAAAUUGUAUGCUCACGUCCAGAAGUCAAUAAUGGCAGAGUCAAUCCUCACCAGGAGCAGUACUCACAUGAACAACCAAUCCAGAUAGAGUGUGAUAAUGGCUAUAAGCCUGAAAGACAAGGAACAACUUCCAAGUGUACCAAGGAUGGCUGGAUACCACAACCGAGAUGUGUCUCAAAACUCUGUGACUAUCCCGAAACAGAGAAUAUAGAAGUAUAUGGAGUCCCUGAGAACUACAAGGAUCAUUAUUUUCCAAAACGGGAGAGAGCUACCAUUUACUUCCAAUGCAUCAAUGGCUUUUUGUCAGCAAAUAAACAGGCCCAGCAGUGGCAACGCUCUACUUGCACCAAAUCUGGAUGGGAUCCAGAACCAAAAUGCUUUAAACAAUGUGAUCAUACAAUCAGUUUUCCACAUGUUAAAUUUAUUCAUGGUCAUUGGAGUAAAUUCAUAGAAGGCGAUGACAUUUCAUUUUCUUGUGAAACUGGAUAUUAUCCUGAACAGCAGGAAGCAAAAGCCAAGUGCACAAAAAAUGGCUGGUCACCCACUCCGAGGUGCAUCACCAGAGAAAUACCUACCUGUCAAAGAGAUUCUCUACCUAAUGGCUUUUUCACUGACCAAAAGGACCAGUUUGCUCUCAAUGAGAGAACAAGAUACAGCUGUCGAAUUGGUUUCACGACUCCAGAAGGACAUGAAGAGGGAGAGACUCAGUGUCGUAGAGAAGGAUGGACACCGAAGCCAGAGUGUGUCCAAACAUGCCAAAAGCCAACUGAAGAGAAUGUUAUCAUCAGCAUGAAUAAACCAGUUUUCUUCUUGAAGGAAAACCUGCACUACAAGUGCAAAGUUGGAUAUGAAACAACCAAAAAAACCUUAGAUGACAAUUCAACAUGCACAGUGAAUGGAUGGAGUCCAAGCCCUCAAUGUCUACCAAUACAUUGUGAAGGUCUUAUUCUGGACAAUGGGACUGUUCAGCCAAGAAAGGACCAGUACCUGUACAGCGAUGUAGUGCGAUUUAGCUGUCACUCAGGACACAAAAGAGUUGGUCCUGUCUCUGCUCAGUGUUAUCAUUUUGGAUGGUCUCCACCACCUCCUAUCUGUAAAGCUCCAGGAGAAGUCAACUCUUGUCAGCCACCUAGCAACAUUACAGAUGGCAGAAUUAUCACUGAUUUUCAAGAAGAAUAUCCACAUGGUCAGCAGGUAGAAUACGAGUGUAACCUCAAAUAUGCAAUGACUGGAUCCAAGAAGAUAGAGUGUGUCGAUGGACAAUGGACAUCUUUGCCCUCCUGUACAGUGGAGAAAAGAACCUGUGGGCCACUUCCUUCUAUUCAAAAUGGACAUGCUGUCAGCAGAAACAAAAACCGAUAUUUCCAUGGUGACACAGUGAGAUAUGAAUGUGAUGAAGCCUUUGCAGUUGUUGGGACCAACCCAGCCAAGUGUCUCCAUGGAAAGUGGGAUUUACCUUCAUGUGCUGAUGGUUGUGCAACUCCAAAGAUACCUAAGAAUACAAACUCUGGCCCCCUGAAAAGCCGCUAUAACUACAAUGAAGUUGUAAGCUACAGCUGUGAUUCCAGCCAGCAUAAAACAAAAUGUAUUAGAGGAACUUGGUCACCCAAGCCAGACUGCAGAGAACUCUGCCCGCCUCCACCUCACGUUCCAAAUGCCGCUGAAAUAAUUGAGGUGAGAAACUAUGAAAAUGGAGAAAAGAUGCAAUUUACAUGUAAGAAACAUUUCCUGCUUGAAGGGCCAGAAGAAAUAUCAUGUGAAGAUGGAAAGUGGGAAACGCCCCCACGCUGUAUUGAUGCAAGUUGCGGAGAUCCCCCUCCAAUUGCCAAUGGUGGUGUAGUAAAUGGUACUCAGGGAAAGUAUCUACCUGAAAAAAGAGUAGAAUAUCGUUGCAAUGAAGGCUUUGGCAUUAGCCGAAUAAAAUUUUCAACUUGCAGAAAUAGGGUCUGGAGCCAAACUCCAAGUUGCAAAGAAAAGCCAUGUGGACCUCCCCCGCAAGUCUUUGAUGCAUCACUUACUAUGGCAGAGAAAAAAACCUAUCAGCCUGGAGAAAUAGUACAUUAUGUAUGCCAUCCAGGAUUUGCUACAGAUGGGCCCCUCAACGUGACAUGCAGAAAAGGGCAAUGGACAAAACCUCCUAAGUGUGAAGAUGCAACCUGUGAAGAGCCUCCAACAGUUAGCAAUGCUGCUAUCAUAAGUGAAAGAAGUACAGUUUACAUGCCUGGCCACCGUGUACAGUAUCGAUGCUCCGCAGGGUUUGAAAUGUCUGGAUCGGACUCUAUAACAUGUGGAAUUAAGGUGUGGUCAGAACCGCCCACGUGUGAAGAUGUCACAUGUCCUCCCCCAAGUGAGAUUGCCCAUAGAAAAAUUGUUGGUCAACCAAAGGAAAGGUAUAUGCCUUCUGACACAGUGCGUUUUCAGUGUAUCCAAGGUCGGAGUCUUUUUGGACCAGCAGUAGCGACAUGCUUCAACAUGCAAUGGACAGAACUGCCAAGAUGCAUAGAUGCUGGAGGAAACUGUGGUCGUCCUCCUUCUGUUCAAAAUGGAGAUGUCCUCAACCCUCUUCAAGCACAGUAUGCACCGGGCACAACAUUGCAAUAUAAAUGUCAAUUCUUGUAUUUAAUGAAUGGAACUUCUCAAGUACAUUGUAGAAAUGGUCAUUGGACAGAAGCUCCAACAUGCAUAGAGGCAUGUACAAUAUCUGAAGAAGAUAUGGCACAAAACAACAUUCAGUUGAAGUGGACAAAUGAUAAAAAACUAUAUUCAGAAUCAGGAGAUGCAGUGGAAUUUAUAUGUAAAUGGCACUAUCGGAAGGACCCAUCUUCCCCUCCCUUCAGAACACAAUGUAUAGAAGGCAAGGUGACAUAUCCAAGAUGUAUCUGAUGAAUGAAAAGAAGGAUGCAACCAAUGUUUUAAAGCAAGAUUUGGUCUUCAAAAGUCAUUAUUCGCUUCUUUCAAACACUGGCCUAUCAAGUGGUCCUUGUAAUUAUAUCUUUGAUCAAUUAUAUUUGUAGUUCUUCACAACAGAAUAAAACUUGGAAACAUCCUAGAAGCCACACCUGCAACUUUUAAUGUAAUAAUAAAAUGGCUAUAAACCAAUAUUUGUUCCAACUUUAGAGCCAUACACAUGGAAGCAUUAAAAAUGUAAAGGUAUAAAAGGAAGAAUAUCAGCAGUCAAGAAAGCAGUGUCUUACAAAUAUGUUUCCGACUCUAUAAAGAAAAUAUCACUGAGAACUAGGCCCUUUUUCAGAAUCUGCAGGCUGUGUAUAAAUGCAAUUGGUUUUAUUAUUUAACAUGCAGAGUUUGCUCAUUCAUCCAAAAUAAAUGAUAAACAUUCACAAAAUGCUUGUCUUUUUCACUAAAUAAAAAGUGUAUAAGAUG
This is a messenger RNA of Eublepharis macularius, 4348 nucleotides long. RefSeq names its product complement factor H (gene CFH). Lineage: Eukaryota; Metazoa; Chordata; Lepidosauria; Squamata; Eublepharidae. The transcript is spliced from 23 exons. The coding region runs from base 167 to 3850 and encodes 1227 amino acids. The record is from RefSeq and is a predicted model, not a curated record.